Dermacentor silvarum is the source of this 2585-nucleotide messenger RNA. RefSeq names its product fatty-acid amide hydrolase 2-A. The transcript is spliced from 8 exons. The coding region runs from base 50 to 1642 and encodes 530 amino acids. Lineage: Eukaryota; Metazoa; Arthropoda; Arachnida; Ixodida; Ixodidae. The record is from RefSeq and is a predicted model, not a curated record.
AACACACAGCUUUUUCAACGCAGCCGGCGCCGGUGCAGCGGUAAGCAUUAUGGGAGACGGCGUUUCCAUCCUAGAAAGCUGUCGUCAGUGGCUAGUGGAGUUGAGCGUGUACUUGUGGUGUAUCGUGGUCAGGCUGGUGUUUUCACUGUGGUUCUUGUGGAAAAAGCCUCUGCCACUGCCACCUGCCAGUGACAAGCUUCUGCUGCGUUCCGCUACAUCGCUUGCAGCCGACAUCAGAGAUGGCAAGGUCAAAAGUGUCGAUCUCAUCUCAGCCUACAUCAGGCGCAUCCGGGAGGUGCAGCCAAUCAUCAACGCUGUCGUUGAGGAGAGAUUUGAGGAAGCACUCGAAGACGCUAAGGAGGUCGACAGACUGGUGGCAUCGGGGACCUUGAGCGCUAGCCAAAUGAGCAAGGAAAAGCCAUUGCUGGGGAUUCCGUUCACUUCCAAGAACAGCAUUGCCAUCAAAGGUUUACGACAGGACGCAGGCUCGCCAUUCUGGCACGGGCGGCGCGCUGAGGAGGACGCCCCGAGCGUGGCGUUGCUCCGAGCAGCUGGCGCCAUCCCGCUGGCACUGACCAACGUCUGCGAGAUGUGCAUGUGGGACAAUGCACUGAACCUGGUGGACGGCCGCACGGGGAACCCGCACGACACACGCCGAAGCCCCGGUGGAAGCAGCGGUGGAGAGGGAAGUCUCCUGGCAGCGGCUGGCUCCCUGAUUGGCCUAGGUACAGACAUCGGCGGAAGCGUGCGAUCACCAGCCGCCUACUGCGGGAUCUUCGGCCACAAGCCAACAGCUGGAGUGGUGCCCAACACCGGCUUGCUACCAGAUGUCGGAGAAAACCUGGGGGAGUUCAACUGUGUGGGUCCCAUGACCAGGUUCGCAGAGGACUUGCCGCUGAUGCUCAACGUUCUGGCGGGAAGUGCGACCAACGGGCUUAGACUAAAUGAAAAGGUAAACAUGAAGACUCUGAAGCUGUAUUACAUGGACACGGAAGGAAGCCGUUACAUCAGCCGUGUGACCACCGAGGCUCGCCUACCAGUUAGACGGGUCACCCAGCACCUCAACGCGGUGCACGGACUCGAAGCGCAGCCACUGCACCUGCCCGAGCUGCAAUUCGCCUUGUUCAUGUGGUACAAGGUUUGCAACGCAAUGCAGGACAAGCCACUGGCCGAGAUGUUCCGACCCGGUGGCUUCAACAUACUAGUCGAACUGCUUCGCUACCUGGUGGGAGCUGGCCGUCACACCCUGGCAGCAUUGACCGCUUGCACCUAUAUGAAAUUUAACCGCUUCAGUACAAAGCAGGAGGCCGACGCCUAUAUCGCCUCCUUAAAUAGCGCCCGCGACAGGCUCGAGGAGACGCUGGGAGAUGAUGGAGUGCUCAUUCUGCCCGCGGCAGUGAGCGCUGCCCCGUUCCAGAACCAGGACUUGUUGUUGGUAGGUGCGUCGAAUACGACAAGUCUCUUUAAUUGGUUCAAGGUACCUUCCACAGUGUGUCCCGUAAUGCGGUCUGCACAGAGAUUGCCCCUGUGCGUUCAGGUGGUGGCAAAGAGAGGAAACGACAGGUUGAAUCUGGCUGUCGCCAGGGAAAUCGAGAAGCACUUUGGUGGGUGGAAUGAUCCUUCAUCUAAAAUGCAAGGGUGAGUCUGUCAGUCUGGGUAAAUGACACAUUAUUGCAGCUGGUCCUUGUUGUGAGGGUUUCUUGACUUCACCCAAAUUUCAAGGAAGCUGUUCCAAUGUGUGUGUAACUACAAAGAAGAAAAGUGCAUGAGAGUGCUUGCAGGAAAAGUGUUUUUCUUAUAUUUUUUUUGCUGUGUCUGAAACUACUCCGUACAAAGCAUUUGUUAUUUUCAUAUAUGACGUUGCACAUGCGAAUUCAUAAAAUAUUUCGUAUUGUUAAAAUUAGAAACCAUUGCGAGGAAACAGACAUUUCUAGUGGAUUUUUACUAUGGAAAGUUGAAUAAAAAAAUGUGUUUCUUUAUUCGUAAUUACACGCAGGUGUUUCUUGUGUUAAAUGCGCCAUAACAGUGAUUACGCAGUCAAAUUUUUCUGCAACUCAACGACUGACAAACGCGUUGGCACGAAGUUUUCGAUGCAAUACUCCACUGUGCUGCGAAUAGCUGCCAGAAACUCUAGACAUCACAUUUAAAGACGUCGAAGUGACUGUCUCAGUCGUGAAUUACAGUGCGUCAUCAGCUCUAGUGUAGUAUUUAUUUGGAACAAAACUAGGAGGACGGUUAAGCUUCGGCUUUAAGAGUGUAACGCGACAGCAUUCAAAGAACACUGACUGCUUCUCAGGCUUUCCGGCAACUGCAGCUUAUGUAACCGUCAUGUUUACCUGGAAACGCUGGUGGCGAACGCUAUGCAAGAAGUCGAGCUUUCUUGGCUUUUUUCUUUCCUCUGCACGGUGGGCCCUGCUGUGAGCGCCAUCUGGAUGGUGUUGCAAGAGACCGAGCAAGGCACACCGCUCCCACUAAGGCGGACAUCAAACAGCAGCUAGAAAACGGAUUUGUGUUUGAGUUUCCGCAUGACAUAUCAAUGUUUUCUCAUCUAUUCAAAUUACAAUCUGACGCUAUCAUGUCUCUAG